Messenger RNA from Penaeus monodon (black tiger shrimp), 3011 nucleotides. It is a transcript of the gene Hgsnat, whose product is annotated as heparan-alpha-glucosaminide N-acetyltransferase-like. NCBI's taxonomy places the organism in Eukaryota, Metazoa, Arthropoda, Malacostraca, Decapoda, Penaeidae. Bases 412 to 2181 code for a protein of 589 amino acids. The record is from RefSeq and is a predicted model, not a curated record. The transcript has 14 exons.
CCCAGAAGUCCCCUGGGUCACCGUGAAUGCGUAUUGCAAUUCCUUAUUAGAGCGUGGCCGUGUGCAACUCAAGUGUCAGGCUGGAAGACCUUGUGACACGAGCCAACCCCCUUGCUUAUUUACUUACUCCGGCCGCCACUUAUCUAGUCUCCCACAAGGUGGUGUUGAGGACGGACCCCCUCUCGUUUGCCUUUCUCUCUCCUUGCGUGUAUCGGUGUGCGUAUGUUCGUCCGCGAGUAGAGAAAGGGAAUGACUUAGUGAAGAGAGGAGCAGAGAACGAGACUGUCUGAUCCUCAGGUUCUCUGUGUGUGUAUCAUAGUGUUUUUUUUUCUCUCUCUCUCGCAAGACAGAGGCCAAGGAUUUCGUACCUGCAGGAGUAUUUAUCAUUAAUCGUUCCUAGGUCGAGCAGAGAUGGGUUCGGCCUUCCUGGAGGACCCCGGCGUCGAGGACUACCUGGGCUUCGACUUGACCGCCCUCGAGGUCGACGAGGCCUAUCUCAGCCUCACGUCAGACGACCCGAGGGCGCUGAGCCUCUACACGCGCAACGGAGACUGCUACGGGUGCCCGCUACAAAAGCGAGACAUACGCGUGACAGCAGAAGGCACGAACAUGACACUCCACACUGCGCAUGCGUGGACCUUCGUCUUGAGUGACGCAACUGCAGACUAUUUGCCUGAUAUAAACGGAAGUGUUUGUGCGGUUACGGAAGCUAAUCUUGGCGAGUUUGGUGUUUACGAACUUGCUCUCGAAAAUAACAAGUGUACCUUUUCCACACUCAAGGACCCUGUGUUUGAAUAUGGAGCCAUGGUAAUAGCCCUAGCAGUUUACGUGGGGCUAGCCAUCCUCUGCGCCAUCGCCACUCAGGUGUACAAAAAGGGGGUGCAGUCUUUUUUCAAAUCAGGGGUGACGGAGGCGACCAGCCAGGUGGUGUUGCAAAUGGGCGAGUCGACCGAGAGCACAGCGCCGCCAACGCCAGUCAAGACAGCGAAAAAGCCGAGACUCAAGUCACUUGAUACCGUGAGAGGGAUUAGCAUCGUGGUUAUGAUCUUCGUGAAUUACGGCGCCGGGAGAUACUGGUUCCUGGAGCACGCGACCUGGAACGGACUGCAGGUGGCGGAUCUCGUGUUCCCUUGGUUUCUGUGGAUCAUGGGCGUCUGCAUCCCCAUGGGCCUCCAGUCAGCUCUCCGCCGGAAAGUGCCAAAGAAAAAAACCCUUUUCAGAAUUGUCAAGCGCUCCCUGAAGCUGUUCCUCCUGGGCAUCGUCCUCAACUCCCUGGGCGGGUGGGUGUAUCUCGACCGCUACCGCAUCCCGGGCGUGCUCCAGCGGUUUGCCAUCUGCUAUUUCGUGACCGCGGGCGUGGCGCUGGCUCUCUCGCCGAAGGAACCGCCGAAGUAUCAGAGCAACGUGGGCAUCGCAUUCUCCGACAUCCUCCAGCUUCUCCCACAGUGGGUCGUCCACAUCCUCAUCGUCGUCUCCCACACUCUCAUCACCUUUUUCCUGCCCGUGCCCAGAUGCCCGACAGGCUAUCUAGGUCCCGGGGGCGUCGCUCUCCUGCAGGACGGAGAGCCGAGUCCCCAGUGCAUAGGCGGCGCGGCUGGAGAAGUAGACCGCUGGCUCCUGACGGCGUCCCACAUCUACCAAAACCCGACGGCGAAGGGAGUCUACUCGUCGGGGGCUUUCGAUCCUGAGGGAGUUUUAGGUUCCCUAACCUCGAUCUUCCAAGUGUUCCUGGGCAUGCAAGCCGGUAUGGUGUUACAGUGCCACAAGACCCACAGAGGCCGUAUGGUGCGCUGGUUGCUGUGGUCGGCGGUCCUCGGUGUCAUUGGGACGGGGCUGUGUGGUGCCUCCAUGAACGAUGGUGUUAUACCCGUCAAUAAGAAUUUGUGGUCUCUCUCCUUCGUUAUGGUGACGUCAUGCUUCGCCUUCUUCCUGCUGGCCUUCUGCUAUCUGCUGGUCGACGUCUGGGGCGUGUGGAGUGGCGCGCCGGUCUUCCAAGCAGGCAUGAACAGCAUUUUCCUGUACGUGGGCCAUAACGUCGCCUACAACCUGUUCCCUUGGCACUACAGCAUCGGCCACAUGAACACUCACCUGGAAUUCCUUGCUGAGACGCUGUGGGGGACGACGCUGUGGGUACUUAUAGGCCUCUAUUUACAUCACAAGGGCAAGUUCUACACAGUGUAAAGGCGGCGGGAGGCUUGUGUAUGUGUGUACUGUGAAGAGGUUAAGAGGAGGGAGGGGAUCGUGAUCGUUUUGCUUGUUGAUGUGGGAAAUGUUAUUUUCUCUCGAGAGGGAUGGAGGGAUAAAAGUUAUAUUGGCGUAGGAAGUAGCAAUGAAGAGAGUUUUUAUCUAUUUAUUUAUUUUUUUAAUGCGAAGGUUUGGGUUUGAAUAUAAGACAUGUAACUGACGUGUUGGAUUUACUUCUCUGGGAAUGCGUACAGCUAAAUCGGGAUUGUCAGUUACAUGUCUUGCUUUGUGGCUUUGUUCACGUUCGCUCAAUCCUUCGUCUUUUUUUUUUUUUCUUUUUGAGAAGUUCGUUAUCCAUAUUUUUAACACUGUAGAGAAGUGGAGAGAAAACUGACAACAGAAAGCGAGAAAAAGAGACAAGGAAAACUCUGUUGUCGUCGUUGUUGUUGUUUUGUUUCCCAGUAGAGGAACUGACAACAGAAAAUGAAAGAAAGAGACAAGAAAAUAUGUUAUUGUUGUGUGUCUGCACACAGCCAUGUAAACAAAAUGCUCGGUUCAUAGAAAACGUUUCUCUGAUCCACGAAACGUUUAGAAUAUCUUUUGUUUGCUUAUUCCUAUGGCUCGCAUUUAUUAUUUCGCCUAUUCUGUUCUGGUGUAAAUAAAUGUUAAUAAGUGUUUGAUUAUAUACGCAUUAACUUUGCUUAUCAACAGCUUUACGGUUAAUUCAUCCGUUUAUACUUUCCUGUAUGAUAAAUAUCUAUACUCUCUUACUCUGCUCUUCUAAUUCUUAUUUUUGUAAAUUCUGAAAUACAAUAUGAGGAAAUAAA